AUGACGGACAUGGAGAUGCACUUUUACUUUUAUAAAAAAGAUUUAAAAUCAUUUAAGAAUGCUCAAUCACAAAAGGACGGUCUUGCAGGACUCAAAGUGGCAUUCAGUACCGGACUGAUUGAUUUCAAUGACCAUGUUUUUGACAAUCUCGUAAAAAAUUUACAUAAGGUGCAAUCCCCAAAUUCAACAGCAGUGAUUCGUGCGAUUCCAAUAUUUGAAAGUAUUCUAAAUAAAAGUCAACCGCCAUUUGACUAUUACAAAGGCUCGUUAGAUUAUCCCCCUUGCUCCGAAUCUGUGAUUUGGAUAGAAUUUCAACCUAAUUACCCUACGAAUAAGAAUUUGGUAAAUGCAUUCAGGAAAAUAAAGUUGGCAGAGGAAGACGUGUCGAAUGUUAGACCUUACCAGGCUCUAAACGGACGCCAACCUCAUCUGGUGCAUCUUCAGGGUAGCCAUGACUAA
This is a messenger RNA of Belonocnema kinseyi, 459 nucleotides long. Its product is annotated as carbonic anhydrase 6-like. Lineage: Eukaryota; Metazoa; Arthropoda; Insecta; Hymenoptera; Cynipidae. The transcript is spliced from 3 exons. The record is from RefSeq and is a predicted model, not a curated record. Gene Ontology annotation, molecular function: carbonate dehydratase activity; zinc ion binding. The coding region runs from base 1 to 459 and encodes 152 amino acids.